Molecule: messenger RNA, 1820 nt
Organism: Pantherophis guttatus
Lineage: Eukaryota; Metazoa; Chordata; Lepidosauria; Squamata; Colubridae
Source: RefSeq, a predicted model, not a curated record
ACCAGAACUGAGAUCAGAAAGAAAAAUCUUGCCAUUUGGAAUAAGACUUGCAUUGAUCUAGAAGGAAUAGUCUUCUUCAAAGAGAAGGAGUACCUGCAGGCAUAGAAGGAAGAGAAAAGACUGGAGCAGAAUGGAUAUAGCAUCCCCUUCUCCUUUCGCUUUCUUACCACAAAUCAAUGCAACAUCCACUGGCAAAAACAGAACCUGUUACGAUUCCGGCAUAAAUGAAGAAGUGCUUAUUUUUGCAAUCUUCACUAUGCUUUUUUGUGUGUUGGGAAUGUUGGGCAACGGCCUCGUGAUCUGGCUGCUGGGCUCCUCCGUGAAGAGGAACACUUUUGCCAUUUAUAUUAUCAACCUCUCUGUUGCGGACUUUGGUUUUCUCACCUUUGAGCUGAUUAUCGAAAUCCACUGGCUUUUUACACAUUUGUACUGUGACUUUCCCUAUGAACUCUUCCAAACGGGCUUGCUGUUAAUGUACAGUACGGGGCAAUUUCUCCUGACCGUCAUCAGCAUCGACAGGUGUGUUUCGGUCCUUUUCCCAAUUUGGUAUCGAUGCCACCGGCCAGUGCACCUGUUCACUACUGUGUGUGCUGUCAUCUGGGCCAUUUCCUUCAUCCUCUCUUCCAUUCAUUUUACAAUUAUAGCAGUUGAUGGAUUUGGAAACAGUUAUACCCUGAUGUAUCAGUUCAUCGUUAACUCUGUGCUUUGUCUCCCACUUAUGACCAUCUCCAGUGUGGUAUUAUUUGUCAAAAUCUACUUCCUAUCCAAAAUCCAAAGGCGGAGGAAGCUUUUGACAGCUGUUUUGCUCACGCUUUUCUUCUUUUUAGUCUUGGCUUUUCCACUAAAUGCCUUUUAUUUUAUUCUAUAUGUUUUCAAAUAUAUACAUCCCAACCUUGUACAUUAUGGCUACUUAUGUACCUGUAUCAAUAGCAGCAUUAACCCUCUGAUCUAUUAUCUAGUGGGGAGACAGAAGGGUAAAACUCAGCGAAACAUCAAAGAUUUGCUUCAGAAAGUUUUCAAGGAGGAAGAAAAUUCUAGUGAUCAAAUGGAAACUUCAGAAGGUUCCAAGAUCUGAACUCUUUAAUUUCAUCAUUGUCAUUCAUAAGAUACAAUUAUUUAUUUCCAAGCAAGCCCAUAAUUUCCUUUUUUAUUUAAUGGAAACUGAUCUCUAUCCUGAUUAAUUUGUGCAUGAAUCCACAAUUUGUGCAGACAAUUAUCUUUGUGCAAUAUCAAAAUAUUUUUCAAGUAACCUAAUUACCUAGUAUCUCCAACCUGAUGAUUAAUUAGCUUGCUUUAGGUUCAGCCUUCCCUGACCUGAGUGGCCUUCAAUUCUAUCUUUGAACUUCGAUGUCUAGCCAGUAGGACCAUUGUUGAGAAUUUUCAAAGUGGACAUUCACACUUUUCAAGGCAUUCAUCAUAGAAAGGCCAAGCCAAGGAUGGACACAUGUAGCCUUCAAAAUGUCUUAGGUUCUAUCAGGUAUAUGACUAAUGGUGAAAGAUAAUGGAAUUCUAGCUCAACUCUAUCUGGAGAAUCCUAUAUCUGUAACUCCACGAGACCAGGAUUCGUCAAAUCAACUGUAUCAAAAAGAGGACAAGUGAUACAGCAAGAUCUUAUGAAAUCGCAUUUUAAUGAAAAAAGUUGUAUGAUUCCAGCGGAAAAGUAUCAGACUGAAAACAUUUUCAAGUGGUAAUAACUAUAAACUGGCCUCUCUUCCUACAUAUGUAUAUAUAUUGUGAUUGAAAUGUUUGAAUAUUAGUAGCUCAGGUUGAUAGUUGGGCUGCUGGUUUUCUUUAAAUUAUUAUUUAUUUAUAUAUUUUCU